AUGCGGAGAACAUUCGAGUCGUUUGUCGAUUUCGACCCCCAUCCGACCAGGAGCUGUCUCAAGUCCGAAAGCGGGAAGACCCAGAACUUCACCUUCAACCGAGCGUUCGGCGAGUACGCGCUCCAAGAAGAGGUCUACGAGUACGCCGCACAGCCCAUGGUGGAAGAUGUGUUGAACGGGUUCAGCGCUGCCAUCAUUGCCUACGGCCAAACGGGUGCGGGGAAAACAUACACAAUGCAGGGCCCGGGUUUUGAUGAUCCCAAGCUGCACGAGCUGGGCUACGAUGAGGGAAUGAAGGGCAUCAUCCCGCGGGUCAUGGAGGAGAUCUUCUUUCAGGUGGCCCAGGCCCCGCCGCACAUACAAAUCGACGUCUGCGCCUCCUACCUCGAGAUCUACAUGGAAAAGACACGGGACUUGCUCGCUCCGCACAGGCAGCUGGAGAUAUUGGACCAGCCCGGUGGCGGCGUGAUUGUGACGGGCGCCGAGGUGCUGACGAUGCUGUCGAGCAACGAGAUCAUCGCGACCAUGCAGCGCGGCGCGCGCAACCGCAUGGUGGCCUCGACCAAGUCGAACGACGAGAGCUCGCGCGGACACGCCAUAUUCCUCAUCACCGUCACCAAGCACGACGCCGUCAACCAGCUCACCCAGAAGGCACAGCUGUACCUCGUCGACCUGGCCGGCUCCGAAAAGGCCGACAAGACCGGUGCUGAGGGCCUGCGUCUGGACGAGGCCAAGAAGAUCAAUCAGUCGCUGCUGGCGCUCGGUAACGUCAUCUCGGCGCUGAGUUCGGGCGACAAGCGACACGUGCCCUACCGAAACAGCAAGCUCACGCGGCUGCUCAAGAACAGUUUGGGUGGCAACGCGCGGACGACGCUCAUCGUCAACUGCUCGCCGAACAGCGUAAACGCCCUCGAGACCCUCUCCACCCUUCGCUUCGGCGACCGGGCGAGCCGGAUCAAGAACAAGCCGGUGGUCAACCAGCACCGCUCGGUGGAGGUGCUGGAGGCUCUGCUCAAAGAGUCGGAGCGGAAGAACGAAGAGCAGGCCCGAUUCAUUCAGUACUUGCAGGCCGAGCUGGAGCGGCUGAGCAACAACAACAACAACAGCGCGUCGGGCUCUGCGGCAGAUCACCCGGCCGGCGACCGAGGCCAGUCGCAGGAGCAGCCCGCCGUGUUGAGGGGCGGGGGCAAGGGCAAGGGCAAAGAGAAGCUGCACGACGAGUGCGACGGCCUGCUCUACGUCGACGCAGACAAGGAGAACCGGGUGCCCACCACCACCACCCCUGUCGGGCCGCCGCCGCCAGCGAGCUACGACAGCGCCCACCACCAGGCGGAGGGGGAGGAGUCAGCGCGCAAGGAGCAGCACGACGAGCGGGUGGCCCAGAUCACGCCGCUGACGAGGCGGCCGGUCAUUCAUGGGAAUGUGAACCACCGACACCGGCAGGAGAUGCUGCACUACGUGUGCCCGCUCACGCGCGGCAUCUUCAAGGACCCGGUGUUCUGCGCCGACGGACACACCUACGAACGGCAGGCCAUCAAGCUCUACCUAAAGGGGUACCACCGAUCGCCGCUCACAGGUCAGCGAUUGGACCACAAGAAGCUCACGCCCAACUACCACCUGCGGAAGCUGCUGGCGGCAAAGCGGGACUGCGACCCGGUCUUCUCGACGGUCAACUUCUUCGCGGUGCUGCCCUACGAGCUGCUGUGCCUCAUCUUCAGCCAGCUCGAUGCCGUGUCCCUUGGCCGAAGCAUGAUGGUAUGUCGCAUGUUCGAGGAAGUGCUCCGAGACGAUGUGUUCUGGCGACAGAUGUUGGUGCGCGACGCGCCGGACAAGGAGGCCAACAAGAACGAUCCACGACCACGCGAGCGCUACGUCAAGCUCUUCCUCGACCGCCGCGCCGCGCUCCGGCAGGCCAAACGCCUGACCACCGCCGCCGUUUUGCCGCUGGGCCACACCGGUGCCCUCACCCUCUUUCGCACAUGA
Acanthamoeba castellanii str. Neff is the source of this 1983-nucleotide messenger RNA. Its product is annotated as kinesin motor domain containing protein. The coding region runs from base 1 to 1983 and encodes 660 amino acids. The record is from RefSeq and is a predicted model, not a curated record. Lineage: Eukaryota; Discosea; Longamoebia; Acanthamoebidae. Gene Ontology annotation, molecular function: microtubule motor activity; microtubule binding; ATP binding. The transcript has 11 exons. Gene Ontology annotation, biological process: protein ubiquitination; microtubule-based movement.